Molecule: messenger RNA, 594 nt
Organism: Paramuricea clavata
Lineage: Eukaryota; Metazoa; Cnidaria; Anthozoa; Malacalcyonacea; Plexauridae
Source: the annotation of a GenBank genome assembly
AUGACUUCAUUUGUCUUUAACUGCGUGGUUCUCCUCCUUCAUCUGCCCUGGGUGGGCUUAGCUCAGGAUCAUUCAACGUCCUCACCGGAAGUUAAAAAUGCUACAAACCUGAAUAUGACGAUGUUAAAUCUAACCAACGCAUCGAUCAUCUGCAAACAGCUUCGAAUAAAUGAUUCAGCAAUCGAGAAUAUCCUUCGACUUAUUCACGAUCCUAUUACGCAUGUUGUAGAAAUAAAAGUAUCCAUCAAUUCGGGGAAUAAAACGCGACGUUUUCCAGAAUUCAUAUGGCCUUGGGCGAAUGAAAUUGGUCGAACAAUAAUCUCAUUGAAAGCACAAUCCAACGCUAUAUUUAACCAAUUCUCUCUUCGAAUAAGUACGCUUAAUGUUGGGAUCGAAAAAGUGGAUGUUGUUGUUUCUGAGGAAUAUUAUGGAUGUUUACCAGCAGGAAGCAAAGGAUCCGAAAUUGUUUUUGACUUUCUGUUACAUAACCUUUCUGAUUCAGACGACACUCAUGAUUACAAGUUAUGCCGCGCCUUCAAUAAUGAAGUCAACUUGAUAAAAUAUAAUUGUUGCAGAGUAGCCAGUGAUGGAUAG